AGGUGGGUGUGAUCCAGGCCUGCGGUGGCUUGCUCUCCCCUCCCCGGAUACUCUUUUUUCCCCCCUCCUGGUUUACUGCACCAUAUAUCACAGCCACGGCUAGACUUCACCCCGUUUCAUGGUUCGGAGCUUAGAGAGAAGGAUGAAGUUGCUGUUUGCAGUUGCGAUCAUCGCUGGUUCUGUGAUAUUUCUUCUGUUCCCCAGUGGAUCUCAGGCUGACGAGAAAAAGAAAGGGCCUAAAGUUACAGCCAAGGUUUAUUUUGAUAUUAGAAUCGGGGAUGAAGACGCUGGAAGAAUUGUGAUCGGAGUAUUUGGCAAAACUGUUCCCAAAACAGUUGAAAAUUUCAUUACAUUAGCAACGGGAGAAAAAGGAUUUGGGUACAAAGGCAGCAAGUUCCACCGUGUGAUCAAAGACUUCAUGAUUCAGGGUGGAGAUUUUACCAGAGGCGAUGGCACUGGAGGGAAGAGCAUCUAUGGAGACCGCUUUCCAGAUGAGAACUUCAAGCUGAAGCACUAUGGUCCAGGCUGGCUGAGCAUGGCUAAUGCCGGGAAGGACACUAACGGCUCUCAGUUCUUCAUCACCACGGUGCAGACGCCCUGGCUGGAUGGGAAGCACGUGGUCUUCGGAAAGAUCCUGGAGGGCAUGGACGUUGUGAGAAAAAUUGAGAGCACCAAGACUGAUGGUAGGGACAAGCCCCUGAAAGACGUCAGCAUCCACGAGUGUGGCAAAAUCGAAGUGGAAAAACCAUUUGCUGUCGCAAAGGAAUAAAAUGGGGUGAUAACAAGGAAGGGAACGGAGUUAAGAGUGUGGGGUUGGGAGGGUUUGAUGCAUUCCAUGCAGACAUUUCUCAGAGGGCCUGUUCUGUUCACCCUUUGGUUCUGCAACGGGUUUCUGUGACCUGUCUGCCCCAGCCUGAUGGCACCACUCGCCUUCCGAGAGCCCGAAGAACAAGCAGCGCAUCAGGUCACAUUCCUAACAGGCAUUCCGAGCAGCUGCUGUCCCAGCGC
Megalops cyprinoides (Indo-Pacific tarpon) is the source of this 1008-nucleotide messenger RNA. Its product is annotated as peptidyl-prolyl cis-trans isomerase B. Lineage: Eukaryota; Metazoa; Chordata; Actinopteri; Elopiformes; Megalopidae. The record is from RefSeq and is a predicted model, not a curated record. Gene Ontology annotation, molecular function: peptidyl-prolyl cis-trans isomerase activity. Gene Ontology annotation, biological process: protein peptidyl-prolyl isomerization; protein folding. Gene Ontology annotation, cellular component: intracellular membrane-bounded organelle. The transcript is spliced from 5 exons. Bases 119 to 769 code for a protein of 216 amino acids.